AUUCCCAAUAUUUAUCUCAUGACAAUUAACAACUACCCGCCUUAGUACCUGCAAUUGCAUCUGUUCGUCUGUUAGCGAAAAGAAGCAAUUAGAGAAGACCGAACAAGUCAAUGUUGGACAUUUGUAUUUUAUCAGUUCUAGAGAUUGCGAUACACUGUUCAUACAGUUGCCCUCACUUUUGCAAGAAUGGCCGAUGAAAACGAGAAUUCUGCUCCAUCAGUUCAAGACUGCUGGAAGGCGAUGCAACAUGGAUCAAAGAUGAUCAAACUGGAUGUCAACAGGAAGGGCCAUCAUAAAAAAACCUUUGUCCUUGAUAAAGAGAUGACAGAAAUAAGAUAUGAGCCGUCAAAGAAGAACUCUCGGUUUAAGAUUGACAAAAUGACAGAAAUACAAUUUGGAGACAGCGUCAAGGACCUCUUCCAAGGAUUUUUGAAAAAGCAUUCCCUUGAGAACUGUAUUUCCAUUAAGUUUGGCAACAAUGGGGGUAGUGCAGCUCUCAAUGUGGUGGCAGAGUCAAGGGAAGUGGCAGACUUUUGGAUAAGAGGACUUCAAAAGCUCAUUAUCAACAAAGGUAAUCUCGAGAAGGAGGACAAGGAAAAUCGCGAUCAAUAUCCUUUCACACUUUUAUUAAAUAUUGAAAAUCAUCUGGAAUUCUCAUCUUCAUGGCUCGUGGAAGCCUUUGAGAAAUUUGACAAGAACAAAGAUGGCUCAUUAGGUUUGAAGGAAGUUCAGAGACUUGUCGAAGCUUUGAACGUCAGCAUGAGUCCAAGCCAAGUGAAAAAGAAAUUUAAGGAAGUGAACACAGAUGGCGACGCAGCGCUUAAUAAAGACGAGUUUGCCACAUUCUUCAAGACAAUAUCUACAAGAAAGGAAAUUGUCGAUCUCAUGAAGCAGAAUUCAUCUAAUGGAGCACACAUGAAUGAAGAUGAUUUCCAUUAUUUUGUAACAAAUGUACAAGGGAUGCCUAACGCCAGCAGAGAAUACUGCUUGGAUAUGAUUUUGACCCAUGAACCAACAGAGACGGGGAAGAGGAGGCAUGAAUUAGGAAUUGACGGGUUGACGAGCUACCUCAAAUCUCCAGAGGGGGACAUUUUCGACCCCGCCCAUGACAAAAUUUACCAAGACAUGACUCACCCGCUCACUCAUUACUACAUUGCCUCGUCCCACAACACUUAUCUUCUACAAGAUCAGCUCCGUGGUCCGUCCAGUGUGGAUGCUUAUAUCAAUGCUCUGAAGAAAGGUUGUCGUUGUGUAGAGUUGGACUGUUGGGAUGGCGAUAAUGGAGAACCUAUUGUUUAUCAUGGUCAUACGCUCACCUCCAAGAUUCUCUUCAAGGAUGUCAUCGAAGCUGUUAAUAGAUAUGCGUUCGAGGUUUCGGAAUAUCCGGUUAUCCUCUCCUUGGAAAACCAUUGUAAUCUUUCAAAUCAAAAGAAAAUGGCUGAAAUACUCGAAGAAAUACUUGGCGAUACACUGUACAAAAUUCCCGUAGAUAAGGAAUUCGAUACUUUUCCAUCUCCAGAGUUCUUCAAGAACAAAAUUCUCAUCAAGGGUAAGAAAUUAAAACCAGAGCAAGAGAAAGAUGGUGACGACGAAGGUGACGUCACAGAUGAAGACGAAGCAGCUGAUAUUGAUCAAGAGGCAGCUUCGGUUGCAAUGGCAAAAGAAAAUGCGGGCGCGGAAGCUGGUUCGAGUGCAGGCGCAGAAGGACCCUCUACCACCAGUACUUCUCCUCCGGUUAAAAAGAAGCAAAAGAAACCAAAAAAGGAAAGCAUUCGUAGAUCUUUUCGUUCCGUUGGUAAAGUGGUACGCAGCGCUGGUAAAUUUAAAGACGAAACAGAUGAUGAAAAGAGCGGCAAGAAAAAGAAGAAACAGAAGCUGGCCAAAGAGCUCUCCCGCUGCGUAAACUACGUGUCCAGUGUGGGAUUCAAGGGUUUUGAACACGCCAAACAAAAUAGCAAGUUUCACCAAAUGUCUUCUUUUGUGGAAUCCAAAAUGGUCAACUUGGUGAACUCUCAAGGAGCUGAGUUUGUUGAAUACAACAAGAGACAGCUCAGCAGAAUUUACCCGGCCGGAGGGAGAGUGGACUCUAGUAACUACAACCCUCAACAGGCCUGGAACGCGGGAUGUCAAAUAGUUGCCUUAAACUACCAAACGGAUUCUGAACCCAUGCACUUGAACCAAGGAAAAUUUAGAACAAAUGGACGAGCUGGCUACAUUCUGAAGCCUAAAGUUCUACGAGACUCCUCAUUAAAGUUGAAUCCUCUCACUAAGACGGAAAUUCCCGGUGUGGAGAAGGUUACACUAUCCAUAACGGUCAUUUCUGGUCAACAACUUCCAAAGCCAGCUAAAGAAGGAGAAAAAGGAGAGAUCAUUGAUCCUUAUGUAAAACUCGACUUUCAUGGCAUACAAGCUGACACAGCGUCUUUUAAGACGAAAGUCGUCAAAGACAAUGGUUUUAAUCCAGUGUGGAAGGAGAGGUUUGAAAAGGUUUUGCUGAUGCCGGAGCUCACCAUGAUUCGAUUUGCCGUAUUCGACGAAGAUGUUGGAAUUGCGGACGACUUUAUUGGCCAGUUCUCCAUUCCCUUCACCAGUUUAAGACCAGGUUACAGGCAUAUUCAUUUGUUGAGUAACAAAGGCGAAUCUCUAGGCUAUGCAACCCUCUUCGUUAACAUUGAGAUCAACAGCUCAGGAUCCAACAGCAAUACGUCUUCACAUAUGGAGACGGCUUCACCGACGAUCUCGAGAUUUUAGAUGAUGAUCACCCAUUUAGCACGAAAUUUCUUUAUUUUCUUCGCUGACUCGUCCCCAGUCGUCUGUCUACCUUUAGGAAAGCGCGCGGGAUCUGCGCUAAUGUUAGUCUCCCGCGAAAAAUACGAGACGACUAGGGACGAGUUAGUCUUCUUUGCUUUCUUCUACCGGAAUCUUUGGUCAACUUAUAUUAUAAGGGUAAUAAGUUGUUAACGUGUAUCGUCACGAGUGGAUCACUUUUCAGUUGAGUGUCGCGAGACCACAACCAAAAUAUUUAAAAAAGCCAAUCAGGAAGAAGGCGACUAUAAUAAGGAACCAAUGAGACCUCAUGUUAAAAAAAAGCACGUCUGCAAAUGGCCUGAAGCGCGGGAAAACGCAACUGGCGAAGUCAUGUCUGAUUGGUUUAGAGAGUGGCGCAAAACCUGCUAUGCCUUCCCGGCAUACUCUCGACACUCGUUUGAAAACUGUCCGAGAAAAGUCAUUUUUGUUUGGCUAGUGUUUAUGUAAAAAUAAUGAAAACUGUAUGUUAAAUUUAACGGGAUGUAACGGCAAUAGGAAUGUUUCUUCCAGCUAGGAGUCACAUAUUUUCGGUGCUCAUUCCCAGCUAAUAAUACGAGAUGAAUUCUUAACCGAGAAAUUGACUUAGAAAAAAUGAUUGAUUCAUUUAACUGAUAAUAAAGGAUUCAACCAAUUCGACGCGAUUUAUUACAGCAAAAGGUAAGUUAUUUCGUAAUAACAUAUUUAGGGUAGACCUGAAGAAAUGUUUAUUUAUAAUGUAGCUAAUUAGGCGAGUACUUUCAUUUGAAAAUCUCAUCCUUCUGGUUUUUGACAUAAUGGUGUUAUUUCUGAAUUGUUUUGAAGGGAAAUAAUCCAAAAUGCAUUAUGAUUCGUUGUGGGUCGGCAAAAUUAAAUGGAACCGGAUUUUUCUCGGGAUAUAGAAGCCUUAAUAGGGACAAGUAAGGGCGUGUGU
This is a messenger RNA of Pocillopora verrucosa, 3718 nucleotides long. NCBI's taxonomy places the organism in Eukaryota, Metazoa, Cnidaria, Anthozoa, Scleractinia, Pocilloporidae. The record is from RefSeq and is a predicted model, not a curated record.